Phragmites australis (common reed) is the source of this 1598-nucleotide messenger RNA. RefSeq names its product 11-beta-hydroxysteroid dehydrogenase 1A-like. NCBI's taxonomy places the organism in Eukaryota, Viridiplantae, Streptophyta, Magnoliopsida, Poales, Poaceae. Bases 98 to 1150 code for a protein of 350 amino acids. The transcript is spliced from 6 exons. The record is from RefSeq and is a predicted model, not a curated record. Gene Ontology annotation, molecular function: oxidoreductase activity.
AAACCAGCCCGCAUGCACGCGGCACGCAGCUUAAUAUUCCAUCUCCCUGCCGCGCAGGCCAGGGCACGCUUCGUUCGCGAGGUCGCCGGCGACGACGAUGAUGGCGAUUAUAGGGAAGUUCUCCGGAGCGGCGCUGCAGCUGUCGCUCACGGCGCUGCUGGCGCUCGUCCUCCCAGCCUACUACGUGUACAAGCUCACCACCUACCUCGUCGGCGCCGUCUUCCCCGAGGACGUCGCUGGCAAGGCUGUCCUCAUCACCGGCGCCUCCUCCGGCAUCGGCGAGCAUCUGGCUUACGAGUACGCGAAGAGGGGAGCCUACCUGGUGCUGGUGGCAAGGAGGGAGAUGAGCCUCCGGGAGGUCGGCGACAGGGCAUUGGCGCUCGGCUCGCCGGGCGUCCUCGUCUUGCCGGCCGACGUCUCCAAGCCCGACGAGUGUGAGAAGGUCAUCGACGACACAAUCCGCUUCUUCGGCAGACUAGACCACCUGGUGAACAACGCGUCGAUCUGGCAGGUGUGCAAGUUCGAAGAGGUUGAAGACGUGAACCACUUCAGGACACUGAUGGACAUCAACUUUUGGGGCCACGUGUAUCCAACUCGGCUUGCCAUCCCUCACCUGAGGAAAACCCACGGCCGGAUCGUCGGCGUCACCUCCAACUCGUCCUUCAUAUUCAUCGGAAGAAAUACCUUCUACAAUGCUAGCAAAGCGGCAGCGCUCAACUUCUACGACACCUUGAGGAUGGAGCUCGGCGGCGACAUCCGCAUAACCGAGGUGGUGCCUGGCGUGGUCGAGUCGGAGAUCACCAAGGGGAAGAUCCUCACCAAGGAGGGCGAGAUGAAGGUCGACCAAGACGAAAGAGAUGCGAUCCUAGGGCCGACGCCGGUGGAGCGCGUCGGCGACUUCGCGAGGACGGUGGUGCGGGACGUGUGCCGGGGAGCGAGGUACGUGUUCGAGCCGAGGUGGUACAUGGGGGUGUACCUGCUCCGGGUCUGCCUCCCGGAGGUCCUGGCGUGGAACUCCCGGCUCCUGACCGUCAGCAGGGUCGGCACGUCGACCACCGACACGCUGGGGAAGCGGCUGCUCGACUCGCCGGGCAUCCGCCGCCUCGCGCAGCCGCCGUCCCUCCGGUCGCCAGAGAUCAAGGACCAGUGAGCUAGGCCGGUUGAACUUGUGAAUGUACAGUUGCUGGUCGUGUUCAGGCUAUGCAUGGUGCCAUGCACUUUGCCUGAGCGUUUAGCGGUCGUGGAUUAUAUUUGUGUUGGACAUGGACGAUUAAUAAGUUGCUUGGUGACAUUGUUGCAACAGCUAAAAACAAGACGUAUCGCCGCCUCGUUACUCAACUCGAGAUGACUGCACUUCCAUGAGGUUACCUGAAGGGAGGACGUACGGUUACGGUAUCUAAGCUAGUCUAUUUAGCUGACCAAGUAAGAAAAAUGGCCGCUUCGUUGUGUUUCCAGAAACCACAGACUGACUACAGGGAAAACAAGCCAAACAGCACGAGCUGCAAAGGCCUGUUUGUGGCUAGUCACGGACAUCUUCAGCUUGCAAACUUGUAUGCAGGGCACAAGGGCACAAUUAUGCAGUCGCACGUUACCACUAA